Molecule: messenger RNA, 1522 nt
Organism: Diachasmimorpha longicaudata
Lineage: Eukaryota; Metazoa; Arthropoda; Insecta; Hymenoptera; Braconidae
Exons: 3
Coding region: 503-1015 (170 amino acids)
Source: RefSeq, a predicted model, not a curated record
ACAUGAGAGUAACCCCUUAAAAAUCUUAAGAACCAAAGCAUCGGCAUCACGGUUCGAGAUACGCGGUAGCGUAUCGGCCAAGUACACGUUUCAUACGCGAAAGAUCGCCGAACGCUACCAAGUAUCUAUACACCUCACAACUUCCCCUUCCACUACCUCCAAUACCUUUUUCUCACUUAAUAACAUUAUGCGAUAAUUUAGGUGAAAACUGCCCUUAGUUACGUAAUAUAAAUCGCGUAUUAGAUUUCCAGUGAACCAAUUAUCGGUUUUAUUUAUGGAGUAUUAAGGAAAAUAUGGGCAUAGCAACGAGCUAUCACGCACAUUUCUCGAGUUUUUAUUAUGUCGAUCACUAAACGGCUACAUUGGAGCCGCUCAGUUGGCAGCGCGCAGUGUAGUGUACUAUAGUGAAAUACCUAAUCGUGAUUGGCCAUUCGCUAGUAAGACGGUGGCGAUUUUUUUUUGAGCCUAGAUAAAAGUGUACAGUGCAGUGAAGUGUUGGUGAAUGCAUCGUCUAUUGUUUUUUCAGUGCAUCAACAUGGCCGACAACAAUCUUAAUAACAUCGCACCUCUGGCAGUUAUGGAGAGUAACGACGACCUGAGAAUCCUGGGCCAGCGCAUGCCACCGUAUCCACCCUCACCUCCAGCUUGUUCACCACCACGCCAGCCUUCGCCGGGACCGGCACCAAGGGAGCAAGAGGAUCCUCCUCAACCUUCGGUAUUCGAUCCUAAUGCACUCGUCCACCACGUGGAACUCUUAGGCAGGCAGAUUGCUGAUAUGCAGGGGCAGAUGCUUCUUGAGAGGCAACCUCCUGCUCCAUUGGUUCAGGAUCCUCAGGAGCCUGCCCCAAGAGGUAGGGGCAGAGCUGCCUCUAGGGGUAGGCCCAGAGCUGGGGGAAAUCUCGGCCAGAGGAACGCUCGGUAUGGGCCUUUUUUUUUAUACUGGAGGGGACGUUAUUACCAGAAUAGGUCCCGUCAAGGAAGAGGAGCUUCCUUCAACUUUUUUUAUAGGGAUUGACGAGCAAUCUUGUUGCCUUGUACGGUCCUCAUCCGACAUACUUCUUCGAUCCCCACGGUGAGUCUAAAUUCACUUCACUCAAUGUCAAUGACUUAGUUAGCCUCACAGUAAUGACUCUUAAUAAUUUUUCUUUUUCUGUUACAGAUGUCUAUUUUUCAUUAUUGAAAAUUUAAUUUAAAAGCCAAAGUUCCAACUUAAUAGUUUAAGUUGCCUGAAUGUCGUACCUCAGGAAUAUUGUGAUAGAUAAUAUAAAGAAAAGUCUGUUAAUUAUUAUUAAAUAUAAAAUCAUCUAUGUCUACGUUAAAUAUGAGUCUAUUUAAAAUAUAAUAUAGCGUAACAUUGUUAAUGAUGCAAUAUAAUUAUAAGAAAAACUUAAACGUACGAAGGUAUUUGAAAAUGUGAAAUAUUAAGUAGACAAUAGAAAAAAAGACUGUUUAUGUAAAAUAAGAAAAGUAGGUGAUCACCGGAGACAAGAAGUUUGUGAUGAAUUUGACAAUAAAAAAAAUA